This is a messenger RNA of Siniperca chuatsi (mandarin fish), 2660 nucleotides long. It is a transcript of the gene gipr, whose product is annotated as gastric inhibitory polypeptide receptor. Gene Ontology annotation, molecular function: G protein-coupled peptide receptor activity; peptide hormone binding; gastric inhibitory peptide receptor activity. The record is from RefSeq and is a predicted model, not a curated record. The coding region runs from base 318 to 1769 and encodes 483 amino acids. Gene Ontology annotation, cellular component: plasma membrane. The transcript has 16 exons. NCBI's taxonomy places the organism in Eukaryota, Metazoa, Chordata, Actinopteri, Centrarchiformes, Sinipercidae. Gene Ontology annotation, biological process: cell surface receptor signaling pathway; adenylate cyclase-modulating G protein-coupled receptor signaling pathway.
AACAGUCCGAGACGCAGACUUGCUGCACAACUGGAUUUGGUUGCAGAUUUUGACAGUGAAAACAUGACGUUUCCAAAGAAAUCGUGACCCGGUUACUCGGUUUCAUGAAACUGCUCACAACGAGGUCUGUGGAUUAUCUCACCAAAACAAUCUAGAUGGAUAAAUAGCACUACAGGCAGUAUGUUGCAGAGUGUAAAGGGACUGUUUCGUGAUCUGGAACGUAUCCCACCUUUUCCUCUACUUGAUCUCUGAUGACCUCUCAGUGACCCUGUGGUGUCCUCUAAAGCUCUGAGAUGAUUUCCCUGCAGUCCUGAGUGAUGAAGGCCUCUAACACAUUCCUCAUUCCCUUCCUCCUCUACGGGACUCUGUGUGUGUCAGAGAGAACUUUUCAUCAUAUGAGGGAGGAAUGGAACCGCUACAGGAAUGAAUGUCUGCUCCAGAUGAGUACAGAACCUAGACCCAAAGGUGUGUUUUGUGGUCGUAUGUUUGACAUGUACGCCUGCUGGUCAGAUGGAAAACCAAACUCUAUAGUUAAGGUGCCCUGCCCCUGGUACCUGCCCUGGUACAACCAAGUGCGUAAUGGCUUUGUGUUGCGGGAGUGUGGUCCUAAUGGUCAGUGGACCACCGCCACCUCCAGCCGCACCUGGAGGGACUAUUCUCAGUGCAACACUGACAACAGCCAUCAGAUAGCGCAGGAGAAGCAGAUGAUGAUCUUUGCCUACUUCAGAGUGAUGUACACAGUGGGUUACUCUGUCAGUCUGGCCAGUCUCUCUCUGGCUCUGAUUAUUCUGCUGUUCUUCAGGAAGCUGCACUGCACCAGAAACUACAUCCACAUCAACUUGUUUGCAUCGUUCAUUCUGCGAGCUGUUUCCAUCCUGACCAGAGAUGCUCUGCUGAACAGAGACAUUCCUGAGUUCAGAGGCAGCAGGAACAUCUCGGAAAUACUCAGUGAUCAGGCAGUGUCUGGCUGCCGCGUGGCCCAGGUGCUGAUGCAGUACUGUGUGGUAGCCAACUACUACUGGCUGUUGGUGGAAGGCCUGUAUCUACACAACCUACUGGUGCUGAUGGCAUUCUCUGAAAACCGCUACUUCUGUGGAUACCUACUCAUAGGCUGGGGCACCCCAGUGUUAUUUGUGAUUCCUUGGAGUAUUGUACGUUACCUGUUUGAAAACACAGGGUGUUGGGAGAUAAAUGAGAACAUGGCGCACUGGUGGAUAAUCCGCACUCCCAUCCUGCUCGCCAUUCUGGUGAACUUCUUCAUCUUUAUCCGCAUCAUCCAUAUUCUUGUAUCCAAACUGAAAGCCCAUCAGAUGAGAUACACCGACUACAAAUUCAGACUGGCCAAAUCCACUCUGACCCUGAUCCCUCUGCUGGGGAUCCAUGAAGUGUUCUUUGCAGUGUUGACAGAGGAGCACAUGAAUGCCGUCCUCCGCAACGUCAGUCUCUUUUUCCAACUCUUCCUCAACUCUUUCCAGGGUUUACUUGUAGCCAUCCUCUACUGUUUUGUCAACAAGGAGGUGCAGGCAGAGAUAAAGAAGAAAUGGGAAAGGUGGCAGCUGGGGAUGACUGACCUGGAUGACCUGAGAAACACUGGCAGCAACACGCCACAGGUUGGUGCCAGCAUGCCACCAUCUAACCAGUGCUACUAUCCGUCUCCCUGUCUUCCGCCUGCCCAUAGCCAAGAGGACAGCUGCCUCUCCGUCCCGCCCCACCACUCUGUUCCUCCUCACCCUCAGCUGCCCCUUCCUCAACCCUACAUCCACAACUGAAGACCUACUGCUAUAUCUCAUUGACAGCAUGGAGGAGGAGUAAUGAGAAGUGUUGUGAAACCUACUGCUGAAAAUUCGAAAUGUCUAAAUAAGGAAAUAUCAGUGAUUAGUGCAUCCAAGGCAAUCAGACUCACUAACCGACUGACUUAGAGGAUUUAUGAUGAAUCGUUCACUGCUACGGUUGUAGAAUUAUUCAGAAAGCAUUAUAUUUAGAUUCAAAGACACUCUUGGACUGUUGACCAAGGUAAAGCAGGUUCAGGAUUAGUGGUUUAUAUGUGUGCGGAGACAGUCCGUCAGUGGGGGGAUCUGGAUUUAGGUAGCAAGUAUUACAUCGACCUUACUGAAAUGUCUUAAAGCAACAGAGUGAAUCUCAAGCAUUUCCUGGUGUGGCUGACCCUGAUCUCUGACCAAUCUGUCAAAGGGAAAAAAUGAAAAGAGAAUUUUCAUUUGUGGAUCAUUUCAACUCAAGGGCUCAGCGUAAAUCAACAGCUGAGAGGACUCGUCCUCUCUGCUUUUAUUCCCAUGGAGGAAGCAACAUGAGUUUCUAUGUCUGAAAUUGUUUUGUGUUGAAAGAUGGAAAUGUGCCAAACAUGUUUAAUUGAACAAUUUUACUGUAAAGUGAAUAAAAUCAGUGUUAAGCCAAAUCUCUAUUUACUCAUCUAAGGUACCCUCAUAUGUACUAUUAGUCAUAUCAACCCUAAAAAAUAUUCAUCUCAUUCUACUCCCCAUAGUACACUUAUAGAUAAUAAUUUCCUGUUGUAUAGUUGUUUCUUAGCUCAAGUUGUUCAUCUUUUCAGUAUUACAUUUUUUCAUAACUUUUGCAAUCAUGUGAAAUGAAUACUUGAAACUUUGUCCUCAUCAAACACCAAUAAAAACUGCCAAACAAUGGUA